Messenger RNA from Neodiprion virginianus, 4522 nucleotides. It is a transcript of the gene Zmynd8, whose product is annotated as protein kinase C-binding protein 1. Gene Ontology annotation, molecular function: protein binding. NCBI's taxonomy places the organism in Eukaryota, Metazoa, Arthropoda, Insecta, Hymenoptera, Diprionidae. The transcript is spliced from 7 exons. Bases 192 to 3596 code for a protein of 1134 amino acids. Gene Ontology annotation, biological process: regulation of DNA-templated transcription. The record is from RefSeq and is a predicted model, not a curated record.
UAGUAGUAGUUCGCUCGUGCAGCGCAGCGAGAGAUAUUUCCUAACUUUCCAUAGCGAUUAAUGUCUCCACUUAUGUUUGUAUCAUGUUAAUUCAACGAAAUAUUAGUCUUGCAAAGCGAUGCGUCGUAUCACCAGCUUUCGUCGUUUGAUAAUGCGUACUUCCUUCUGAAUAGAUUGAUACCAUCUGAUAUAUGAUUCUGAGCAACAUGGAGUCCUCGGAGGAUAGAAAGAACGCAAUGGAGGACUGCGAGGAUCAGAAGAACAAUUCAGAGACAGCAGUUACAGAGAAGGACAAAAACGAUAAUGAAUCUAGCAAGAAAUCGAACAAAAUAAACAAUCUAACUAAUGCUCUGGAGCAAAGUGACAACAUAGAAUCAAAGACAAAUGUGAAUAGAUCAAAGGAUAACGUUAGCAAUGAGUCUGAUGUCAAAAGCCGAAAACAAUCUGCUAAAAAACACAGUAGAAUUGAAGCAGAAUCGCAAGAAAAUAACAGUGUUGAAAAUAGACUUGAUGGCAAGAAGCCUGAUGUCUCUAAAAGUACAAGCGAGGAAACACAAGCUUCGGAAACAAGAUCGUCUUUGUCUGUUGGUAAAGACGUCAAGAUCAAUGGAGCAGAGAUUAAAGGGGAAAGUGCAGUUAAGGAGGGCAAGAGAAAACGGAGAAUGUCGAGGUUGGUAGACACCUGUCUACAAGGCAGAGAUUCUUCGGUAGAAAAAAACGAAAGGAUUAACAAACGCAAGCGAUCUAGGAGUGACGAAGAUAAGUUCUGCUGGCGAUGUCACAAAGAGUCUGUUGACAGCCAUUGUACCGCAUGUCCACGUUCCUGGCAUCGUCGAUGUAUGGGUGGAGGUCCACAACCAACACCGCAGAAUUGGAUUUGUGGCGAGUGUGCUACUAUUUUAAAAGCAGAAAAUGCAGAAACACGCUCACCGGCGAUGGCUCAGUUGAGUGUUGAACAGCUCUGUACACUACUGAGACAUGUGGUUGGAAGAAUGCGUGAUUAUCCAGGGUCGGAGCCAUUUUGGAAGGCGGUAGAUCUCAACGAAGUUCCGAACUAUUUGGACUAUGUUGUUAAGCCAAUGGACUUGAGUCUAUUAGAAUCUAAUGUCCGUGCAAAACUUUAUGGUAGUACGGAGGCAUUUAUGGCUGAUGCUAAGUGGAUACAGCACAACUGCAUUGUGUUCAAUACUUGUGGAGGCGUUUACACAGACACCUCUAAACUAACAAAUGCUGCUAGGCAGAUUAUAAAAGCAGCCAGGCAAGAGGUGUCUGAGAUUGAGGCCUGUUCCGACUGUUAUGGACAUGCGCGAAACCUUCCCAGACCUCAACCCUCUUGGUUCAUUGAACCGUGCCGAAGGCCGCAUCCACUUGUCUGGGCAAAACUAAAGGGAUUCCCAUUUUGGCCAGCCAAGGCUAUGUCUCGCAUAAAUGGCCAAGGGCAUGUGGACGUCCGAUUUUUUGGAGCUCAUGAUCGGGCUUGGGUACCAAUUCGUGAUCUAUUUUUAUAUUCCGAAGAUCCGCCUGCACCGCUUCCGCGUAAACGAAAAGCAGAUAUGGACGAAUGUGUUCGUGAAAUAACGCGCCAUUGUCGAAAGCUGGAGUUGACAUUUGGACAGUUUAAAUUUGCGCCGCCGAAAAUACAGUACAAUCCGAGAGAUCCAUUGCAGAUAAAACUAAUGCUACCUAACUAUGAUCCUCUUCAGCCCAGCACUCCUGCUGUAGUAUCUCCCAACACUUCACCACGAAGAAAACCACCUUUGAGAAAGCGAGGCUUUUAUCUCACAAAGAAAUCAUGUUCUGAGGAAUCAACGACAAAUAAUGCUUCUGAUUUCGCUAACGAUUCAACACCACCUCAGGGUGAUUCGGACAACGAUUGUGAAAAAUAUAUCGAGGCAUCCAGAAUACCUAAGGUGUCACUGUCCAACAAGCUCAAUAAAUCCAAGUUGCCGCCACUUGCUAAAUCUAACGAAAAUCAAAAAGUGAUCCAGAAUUCAUCCGAUAAUGGAAAUGUUCACCAGAAGAAAAUCAGAAUGAAUUAUAAUCGAAGUAAUACUUCAAACGACACUGACAACUUGGAUGAUAGUGUGAAAACAGACGACGACAGUCAAUUAGAGCAAAGAUAUCGACGAAGAUGGGAUGCAAAUAACAGUAGCGACGGGCAUAGCAGUUCUGAAAACGAAGUUUCAUUGGAAAUAAGAAAAUCCUCGAAGUUUGGUAGCGUUAAAUCACAUAAAGGGGAGGAUGAUACUGAAGCAAAUAAUACAAAAGUUCAUAAUAAUCUAUGCAACGAAACGAGAUCUGUACAAGACUCAAAAAUCAAAAUAAAAAGUCCGAAAACGAAUAAAAAUCCGGUUAGAGUCUAUAAGCCAAAAACUAGAAUGGUGAAUCAAGUCAAUGCGGAGCGAGCAAAAGCUACAGCCUCGAACGAGCAAAAAAAAUUGAUAGAAUGCACAGAAAAUAUUAUUUCUCGCCAGGAUCAACCAUUAAAUAGGCUUCUAGCACCUGCGAAUACUAGUGCACAAUCCACUGCCAUUGUGAGUGAUAUUUGUAUAAGUACAGCCGUUACUAUAGCUAAUUCUGUGUCCGUCCCUAACAACCCUAUGAACAGUGUUACUAAAUCUGUUCAUAAUGCAAACUUGAUUACUGCCUCUACUAUUAGUCCAUCAAGCACAAUAACCGCAGCAUUGAAUACAGAUCCUAUUGCAUCAUCCUCAAUGGGUUCGAUUUUUUUACCAAGAAUCACCUUACUGGAAUCCACAACAAAAAUGAAUUCAACAAAGGACUGUUUAAUCAUGACUGAAGAAACAACAAUGGUUAAGGAAGAGCCAAAGGAUCAACCGCAAAAUCAUACACCAAAAAAGGAGUCUAAGGCACGUAAAUCCUUUCUUAAUAAACCUCCAAUGUUUCCGCAAAUCUCGCCAACAUCCCCGCCAAAAGCUCCGGCAAGUCCACCCGAUGCAAUGGUUUAUAUACCGGGACACAGGACAGAAAGUGAACAUGAUCACUCGCUGCUAUCUCCAGAGGCAGGACCACUCAGUGCACAACUUCACCGAGGUGGUCAGGAAUUAGCCAAGCGAAUGGCACAGUUAAUGGAGGAAGCACUGACUGAAGCAGCUCAAAUAAAUUCCAGUAACUCAGAUAACUCUGGAAUCAAUCAACGUGCUACGGUGCACUAUCUCAAACUGCAGAUUGAACGCAUGAGGUGGCAGCAUCAACAGCACCUAGCCGAAUUGAAGCAUAACACAGAUCUGACGCUGAGAGAAAUGAGAGCUAGUUUAGAGGCUGAAAGGUAUCGGGCCAUCGAAGAAACUAAGCGAGAGGCUGAGGAAGAGAAAUUAAGAAGUAUCGAGGAAACAAAACGAAAGCAGUGGUGUGCAUUGUGUGGAAACGAAGCAUUAUUUUACUGCUGUUGGAAUACAGCGUAUUGUGACUAUCCUUGCCAGCAAGCUCAUUGGUCUACUCAUAUGAGAACGUGCGCGCAAAAUCCACCACCAAAUACCAUUAUUACUGCAACUGCGAAUGUCAGUCAACAACAAGUGAUGCCUAGCCUUGUAAUGACUUCACCACACGCAUCGUCUAGCGUAUGGGGGGCCUAGAACUAAAAUUACUUGAACGUGCCACAAGUUAUAAAUAGUUCCGAAAAAUAAGCAUUCUCUUCACCGAGAAUUUCAAAUCAGGCAAUCAAUGGUAGUGAACUGAAAACAAAAUUGGGUGUAGGAAAAUUUCAAAAUUUAUUCCGAUACGCAUAUUUCUCAUCAAAUUACUUGGUAAAAUAAAUUCUCUAAGUAUUAAAGAUGCAAAUAUUUUAUUACAAGUUGUGGUAAGUUUACAAUUUAAAACUAGUAUCAGAAUUCAUAAAGAUGUUUUAUAUUUAAUAUCACCAAUAUUGUUGUGCAGAUGGGUUGCUCCGAAAAAGUUUAGCGUACUCAUUACGGGAAGCAGCUACAAAUUUUGUUUUCUUUGUUUUUCUCUAUAUGUAUACUUAAUGUGUGGCCUAUAGUUUUAGCAAAGCACAAUUUAACCAUAGUGGGUUUUUUUUUUUUUUUUAUUUUUCUAUACAAGGUCUUAAAACAUUCGAAAUAUGGGUAGUAUCAGUUAAUUCAAUGUAAAGUAAUAAUAUGAAUUUAGAAUCAGUCAUACAAAACGAUACUUGGGCUGUUGCAAUAAAAAUAAAUGUUUGCAUUUAUCAAAGGUAUUCUUUUAUUUUAUUUAUAUCACUAUUUUUAGUUAAUGAGUUGAAUUUGAAUAACUGCUUACGCCUCAUCGUUGUUUAUUCUCCUAAAGUAUUUAGCAUAUAAAUCAAGUUGAUGGUUAAGUAUCCGACUUAUCAUAUUAACAUUUUUGUAUAUUUCUCGAAUGGUCCUAAUUAAUCAUGUGGCUCCGUUCGCAAUAUUCAUACUCUCCAAAAUGAUUAGUUCAGGCUUGUGUAAACCACCACAACAUGCCCGACAAAUCAAGUAAUUAAAAUGAGGCAACGGCAAAGUACGCAACCCGAAAUGAUGAAGAAUAUGGCAUGGAAGUU